AUGUUUGGGGGAGCGGCGGAGGAGGACGACGCAGAUUUCCUGUCUCCUGCCAGCGGUGCCAGAUUGGCCUCUCUCUUUGGUCUGGACCAGACAGUCUCAAGCCAGGGAAAUGAAUUCUUCCAGUACACUGCACCAAAGCAGCCUAAGAAGGGUCAGACUGCAGCUGGACCUGCAGCCCAGAAGGCUCCUGUGGCCCCAGCAGCUUCGGGAGCACCAUCAGUGUUCGUGGCCACCGCCGUUCAUGCUUACCGCUAUACAAAUGGGCAGUACUUGAAGCAAGGCAAGUAUGGAGCAGCUGUGGUGGGGAACCAUGCUACAAAAGAGUACAGGAUCCUCCUUUACAUCAGUCAGCAGCAACAGAUCACAGCUGCGAGGAUCCACCCAGGCUUCGUUCUCACGGUUCAACCCAACAAUUACAGUACCUUCUAUGAUGAUCAGAGACAAAACUGGUCCAUCAUGUUUGAGUCAGAAAAGGCAGCAAUGGAUUUCAGCAAACAGGUCUGCAUUGCCAAGUGCAACAGCUGCCCAGCGCUCGACUCCGUCCUCUGCCAGGAUCUCCUGCUUGGAGAAGGGCAGGCAGCAGAAGGAGGAGACUCCCUGGAGGUGGCCUAUACAGGUUGGCUGUUCCAGAACAAUGGCCUUGGACAGGUGUUCGACUCCAACCUUAACAAAGACAAGCUGCUGAGGCUGAAGCUGGGAUCUGGCAAGGUCAUCAAGGGCUGGGAAGAAGGAAUGAUGGGGAUGAAGAAAGGAGGAAGAAGGUAUCUCAUCAUCCCUCCAGCGUGGGCCUACGGGGCUCAGGGAGUGCCUGGCCGUGUCCCUCCAGACUCCACUCUGGUCUUGGAGGUGGAGGUUCGCCGGGUGAAGCUGGUAAAGGAAUGCCCUGCUGUGGAUGGACAGAGUGUUAGCUCAAGGGAUUCUGCAGCACCCUCUCCAGUACCCAGUUCAGAUGGCUUCUCUGCAGACACUGGCUUGCUGCCUCCAUCUAGCAUACCUCCAAAGCCUGGGGAGCCAGCUGUCCGGGCCAAGUCCAACUCCAUCAGUGAACAGCUAGCAGUAAGUGAUAAUCCAGAUGUAGCAAAGGCAAAGCUGAUCUCUCGGAUGGCUAAGAUGGGGCAGCCCAUGCUGCCUUUCCUUGCUGGGACAGCAGGCAGCCAGCUGGACUCCAGUGACUCAGAAAUAGAGGAUCCAAACACACUGAGGGUGACAGCACAACCAGUGGCUUCAUCUGCAGUGAGACCAUCCCAGCCAGCUCAUGCAGUACUGCCCACAGUGUCCACACAAGUACCUCAAGCAUCUGGUUCUGCAGCCCCAGUGUCUUCUGCUGCUUUAAUACCUGCAACCAUCCAGCCCCAUGCAGCUGUGCCUGGAGGAGCACAGGGCUUUCAGGCAUAUCCAGGAAUGGCAUUUGCUUACCCCCAGACUGCUGCAUCUGUUUCCCAGCUCCAGCCUGUAGCACAGAUGUAUCCUGCACCUUACCAAGGCCCCUGCCAUCAGCAAGGAUCACCUGGGGAUGUGACUUCCUUUUUGAUGACAGAAGCUCGGCAGCACAACACUGAGAUCCGAAUGGCUGUUAGCAAAGUGGUGGACAAGAUGGAUCACCUGGCUGCCAAGGUGGAAGAGCUGAAGAAACAAAACACUGUUAACAGCUCCCUGCUGCCUGGUAUCUCCUCUGUGACUAUGGAAGCUUCCAUGAUCAUGAGCAAUAUCCAGCGCAUCAUCCAGGAGAAUGAGAGGCUGAAGCAAGAGAUCUUUGAGAAGAGCAGUCGGAUUGAGGAGCAGAACGAGAAGAUCAGCGAACUGAUUGAGCGCAACCAGAGGUAUGUGGAGCAAAGCAACUUGUUAAUGGAGCAGAGGAACCACUCCCUGCAAACAACAACAGAGAGCACCCAGGCAAGAGUGCUGCAUGCAGAGCAGGAGAAGGCCAAAGUUGCAGAGGAGUUGGCAGGUGCCACAGCCCAGGUUUCCCAGCUGCAGCUGGAGCUGACUGCCCACCAGAAGAAGGAGAUGGAGCUGCAGAAGCAGCUGUCUGCUGCUCUGCAGGAGGCAGAGCGACAGGAGGCACAGCUCAACAAACUGCAGGCCCAGUUAGCAGAGCUCCAGGAGGCCUCUGAGGACACACAGAGCAGAUUCAAAGUGGAGAAGCAGAGCCGCAAGCAGCUGGAGAUGAAGAUCACAGCACUGGAAGAGGAGCUCACAGACCUCAGAGUGGAGAAGGAGACUCUGGAAAAGAACCUGGCAGAGAGGAAGAAGAAAUCCCUCUCAGAGAGAGCUCAGGCGGAGGAGGAGAUGGAAGAACUGCGCCGAUCCUACCAGCAGGAGCUGGACAAGCUCCGGCAGCUGCUGAAAAGGGCUCGGACCUCAACGGACCAAGCAGCAGCAGAGCAGCUGACACUCAUCCAGGCAGAGCUGGAAUCCCAGUGGGAAGCCAAAUGUGAGCGCGCUCUGGCCUCAGCCAAGGAGCAGCACCUCAGGCAGUACCAGGAGGUGUGUGAGCAGAGGGAUUCCCUGCAGCAGCAGAUGGCCCACCUGGAAGAGAAGUGCACAGCCCUGCAGUCUGAACUGGUGCUGCUGAGGGCUGCUUAUGAGGAGCGCAUCCGAGAGCUGGAGAGGCAGCAGGGUGGAUCUGCAGCUGCAGGCUUCACAGAAGAAGUGAAGAAGAUCAUGAAUGGUGUGUUCCAGUCUCUGCGGGGGGACUUUGAGCUGGACGAGACCUACAGCGGCAGGACGGUCCUGGGCCUUGUCAUGAACACCAUCAAGACUGUAACACUGCAGCUACUCAACAGGCAGCAGCAGAAGCCAGAUGGUGACAGUGAACAGGAGGAAUCUGGAUCAGAAGCAGCAAGAGAGGAGGGGUCACCUGGAGCACAGGGUGACCAGGAGGAGCCUGUGCAGCACAGCCCAGCACAGAGUGGAGGGCUCCCAGCUGAUCCUGAGGAGCCAGCUGCAGGCUCUGCAGUGUCCAACCAGGACAGCAACUCUGCUCCUCCCUCUGCCAGGCCCAGAACUCCUGAGGAGGAGCAGGCACCAUGGAGCAGUGUGGUGGCAGAAGAGGAGCAGGUCCAGGGGAAGCCUCUCUGCCUGGAUCCUGCUGAGGGGCCUGUGCUUGCAGGAGAGCCUCUUCCUGAGAGGGAGGGGAGCUCUGUCCCAGCUGAGCACAGUCAGGAGAGCUUUCCCACUGGGAAUGCUGAGGCUGGACACAGGCCUUCUGGAGCAUCUUUGCAGGCAGAAGCUGCAGACCAUCCUGCUCUGGAAGCCAAGCCAGGAGCAGCAGAUGAGGCAGUGCUUCCAGAAAAGCCAGCUAGGGAGCCUGGGGGUGGUUUAGAGCCCCCUCCCCUAAAUGGUGAGGGAGGGAGCUGCCCAGAUCCAUUGGAUGGAGCCAGCUCUGAGGAGAAGCCUGCUGCAGUGUCCAGCACAGCACAGCUGAGCUCAGCUAUCACCAGAGAAACCCCAGGAGAGCAGGAACUGGGCUCCAGCCCUGGGCAGAAAGAGUCCAGAGACAAAAGUUGCAUCAGCCUUCAAGAGAACUUGCAGAGCCAGGAAGUCAUCACUGCCAGUGAGGUGAACUCUCUGUCUCCUCCUAGCCUCUUCCAGGAUGACAACUUCUUUGCAGCAGCAUCUCCCAGACCACUGAAGCCUCCAGCUGCCUCUGAAGAGGAGGAUGAGGAGGAAGUGAGCAUGAAGGGUCGUCCCCCUCCAGCCCCGCUCUUCGCUGACGAUGACGACGAUGAUCUGGACUGGCUGGGAUGAAGGACUGGCUGGGGAGCCUGGGAGCCCUCUCCUCUGGGCAUGGCCAUGGCCUCCUCUCUGCACUUGGCACUUAGCUGCCUAUGUGGGACACUUGUGAACAAGCAAGGACUUGCCAGGCUCUUCGACUCUGCAGGCUGAAGGGACCUGGCAGCAGCUGGCUCUUUGCACUCAUGGGCACUCAGACAUGGCUCUGAGCUGGCAGGGGUUGGGAUGAGCUGAGGGAACCAGUCCUGCUGCAGGCCUGCCUGCCCCUGCUGACUCACCUGGAACUCUGCAAACAGGAGCUUUGGGGAGUGCUCCAGAACAGCUCUGGCAGGACCCUGCAGUAAGUAAGUACUCCUGAAACACAGCAGACUAAAAUCUCACUGCCUUCCCCACUGAACACCUCCCUGGAAUAUUCCUUAGUGCCCAUGGUGGCUCCUGGGGACUCCACGCCACCUCAGCACCCUGUGUGAGCACUGCAGUGUGAG
Messenger RNA from Indicator indicator, 4220 nucleotides. It is a transcript of the gene FKBP15, whose product is annotated as FKBP prolyl isomerase family member 15. Gene Ontology annotation, molecular function: peptidyl-prolyl cis-trans isomerase activity. The record is from RefSeq and is a predicted model, not a curated record. NCBI's taxonomy places the organism in Eukaryota, Metazoa, Chordata, Aves, Piciformes, Indicatoridae. Gene Ontology annotation, cellular component: growth cone. The coding region runs from base 1 to 3750 and encodes 1249 amino acids. The transcript has 29 exons.